Penicillium manginii is the source of this 984-nucleotide messenger RNA. RefSeq lists its product as uncharacterized. Bases 1 to 984 code for a protein of 327 amino acids. The record is from RefSeq and is a predicted model, not a curated record. The transcript has 3 exons. Lineage: Eukaryota; Fungi; Ascomycota; Eurotiomycetes; Eurotiales; Aspergillaceae.
AUGGCUGCCACUUCAUUCCUAUAUUCUCAGCUGUUUGUUUCUCUUCCCCAGCCCGACCAUGACUUCACUGGUCAGACAAUAGUCAUCACGGGCGCGAAUGUCGGCCUGGGUCUCAAUGCAGCUCGGCAUCUUUUGGAACUAAAUGCCUCCUAUGUCAUUCUAGGAGUGCGUGAUAUGACCAAGGGAGAAAUUGCCAAGAAAUACUUAGAGCAGUUUGCUAAGGAGACCAGCCGAAUCGAUGUCUUCGAACUUGACAUGGAAGAUUAUCAAUCAGUCCAGUCAUUUGCAAAGAGGACCUCAGCCGUACCACGCGUAGAUGUGGUCAUUCUCAACGCAGGAAAGAUAGCGCAGGAAUUUUACAUUGCCGAGGAAGAUGAGAGCACAAUUACUGUCAACGUUGUUAGCACAAUGCUUUUGGCACUCUUGUUGCUUCCUAAACUACGCGCCUCGGCCCAAGCAGGAAAGCAAUGCCCACGGUUGGUGAUCGUAUCCUCCGAUCGCCAUGUUAUGACCAAGUUGCCAGAAUGGAAAGCACCUGAUACAUUCGAAGCUUUGAGAAACAAGGCUUACUAUGGGCCAGAUGAUCGAUAUUACGCAUCCAAGCUCCUUUCUGUCCUCUGCAUGAGGCAGCUAGCAAAUGAAAUCGUCUUGAAAAGUCCCAGGGUAGUUGUUAAUGGACUCACACCUGGCUAUUGUGUAACAAAUCUUGUCAACGGGGUGAAAGGAUUCUGGGGUUGGCAACUUUGGUUCAUGAAACAUUCAGUGGCUCGCACGGCAGAGCAAGGCUCGCGUACGUUGGUCCACGCGGCAACUUUGGGCUUUGAGAGCCACGGGAAAUAUCUUAAUGACUGCAAGAUCGACGAUGGCGCACUUUCCGAUUUUGUCAGAAGCCGAGAGGGAUACCAAGCCCAGCAGAAGAUUUGGAAGGAAUUGCUGGUUAAGUUAGAUCGAAUUGUACCUGGGGUAGCGGAGAAUCUUUCUUGA